Messenger RNA from Macrobrachium nipponense, 981 nucleotides. RefSeq lists its product as uncharacterized. The transcript has a single exon. NCBI's taxonomy places the organism in Eukaryota, Metazoa, Arthropoda, Malacostraca, Decapoda, Palaemonidae. The record is from RefSeq and is a predicted model, not a curated record. Bases 1 to 981 code for a protein of 326 amino acids.
AUGUCUUCCUCUCCCUUCUAUACAGGUAAUAACCAUAUUAAAUUCUCUCUCUCAGUCCUUAUCAACUCCCAGAACUCAGAACCACAUCACACUCCUCCCUCUCCUCCCUCUCCCAGUCCACUUUACCCCCUUCUCCUCCCUAUUCCCUCCCCUCGCCCUUCCCUUCCUCCCCUUCUCCUUCCCGUUCCCUCCUCCCUCUUUCCCCUUCCUUUCCCCACCCCUCGUCUCCCCCACUCCCCCACCCCAAUCUCCCCCUCCCUCUCCCCUCUCCUCCUCCCAUAUCUCCCUCCCUCCCACUUCCCCCCUCUCUUCUCACCCCAUCUCCGCCUCUCUGCCCUCUCCCCUUCUCCUCCUUCUCCUCCCUCUCUUCCCUCUCCCACUCUCCUCACUUUCCCCAUCUCCUCUCUCUCCCCAUCUCCUCCUUCUCCUCCCUCUUCUCCCUACCCUAUCCGAAUAACGCUCCUAUCUUCUACGCUCCUCCCCUACACACUCUCUCUCACUCCCCAUCUCCUCCCUCUCUUCCUCUCCCCCACAUCUACUCCCUCUCCCCCAUCUCUUCCCUCUCCCCCAUCUCUUCCCUCUCCCCAUCUCCUACCGCUUCCCACCCCCAUCUCCUCCUAUCCUUCCCCUCCUCCCCCUUCCCUCCUCCUCUCCCCCACCUCUCCAAUCUCUCCCCCUCUCCCCACCUUCCCUCUCCCCUCCCUCUCUCCGUUCUCCCCAUCUCUUUCUCUCUUCCUCUCGCUUCCCCCACCCCCAUCUCCUCCCCCACCCGCUCUUUUUCCCUCUCUCCCCCAUCUCCUCCCGCUCCCCAUUUCCUCCCUCUUCUCCACUCUUCAACUCUCCCCCACUCCUCCCUCUCCCAUCCCUCCGCCUCUCUUCCCUCUCCUCCUCUGCCUCCAAAUCCUUAUCAUAACCGAUGCCAAUACCAGCAUCCCGAGCCAGUGGCACUGGGCGCAUCAAAAGAAACGCGGGGGGCGUUGA